Messenger RNA from Penicillium manginii, 282 nucleotides. RefSeq lists its product as uncharacterized. Lineage: Eukaryota; Fungi; Ascomycota; Eurotiomycetes; Eurotiales; Aspergillaceae. The record is from RefSeq and is a predicted model, not a curated record. The transcript has a single exon. Bases 1 to 282 code for a protein of 93 amino acids.
AUGGCAAAUGACUCCCGGUUCCGGUGGGGUCAACCGGUGUCCACUUCCGCGCCUGGGAAGGUCCAACCAUCCGAAUGGCUCGGCCUGGUUUGCCAAAGUGUUCUCGAUCUGCUCUUCGAGUCGGUCUCAACUAUUUUCACAUCCCAGCUGGCUACAAUUGCAUGGCUAUUUCGGGCCGGAAUCAUGUCCUUGCUCUUCAGAAUUACCCCGCAUGUUGUCGAGAUGCGGUUACACAUCAGAUCAGACCAGGCCAUGUCAUGCAUGACGCAAGAGCUACAUUGA